Messenger RNA from Drosophila ficusphila, 1870 nucleotides. Its product is annotated as dnaJ homolog subfamily C member 21. Gene Ontology annotation, molecular function: zinc ion binding; nucleic acid binding. Lineage: Eukaryota; Metazoa; Arthropoda; Insecta; Diptera; Drosophilidae. Bases 144 to 1760 code for a protein of 538 amino acids. Gene Ontology annotation, cellular component: cytoplasm. The transcript is spliced from 3 exons. The record is from RefSeq and is a predicted model, not a curated record.
GAUUUUUCCCAGUAAAGCGGUAGAUAAAAUGCUUUUAGCCGAAAAGUGAGCUAUAUAUUUGUGGAACUGCUUUCACGCUCCGCGCUGUUCAACACUGGCAUAGAAAACGCAAUCUGUGAAAAGUAAUUGUUGAAAAAUAAAACAUGCGCUGCUAUUAUGAGGAGCUCGAGCUCCAAAGAGACGCCUCGGAUGGAGAAAUUAAGACCGCCUUCCGCAAAAUGGCGUUACGCUGGCACCCGGACAAGAACAACAUGGAGGAGGCCACGGAGCGGUUUCAGCGGAUCCAGCAGGCCUACGAGGUGCUCUCUGAUCCACAAGAGCGAGCAUGGUACGACAACCAUCGCGAACAGAUCCUGCGGGGCAAGAACUCAGAGUACUCGGAAAACUGCCUGGAUGUGUUUCAGUUCUUCACCAGCUCCUGUUACAAGGGCUAUGGCGACGACGAACAGGGUUUUUACCGGGUCUUCACCAACGUCUUCGUCCAAAUUGCCGCUGAGGACAUAGAGUUCAUGGAUGAGGACGACCGGUUGGGGAUGGCACCGGAUUUCGGUCAUUCGAACAGCAGCUACGAGGAAGUGGUGGGUCCGUUCUACGCUUUCUGGCAAGCCUAUAGCACUAGGAAGACUUACGAGUGGCUGUGCCCGUACGAUGUCCGCGAGAUUAAGGAGCGCUUCAUCCUCCGCAAGGUGGAAAAGGAAAUGAAAAAGAUCGUGCAGGCUGCUCGCAAGGAGCGCAACGAAGAGGUUCGCAACCUGGUCAACUUUGUGCGCAAGCGGGAUCGCAGAGUGCAGAACUACAGGCGCGUGCUCGAGGAACGGGCCGAGGCCAAUCGCCUUAAACAGGAGGAGAAGCGGAAGGAGCAGCUAAGGAAGCGCCAGGAGGAAUUGGCUGCCGCCAAAGUGAAUAAAAUCUUUAAUGAAGGUUACGAGGAGCAGCUGAAGCAGUUGGAACAGCAGUAUGGCAGCGAGUCGGACGACUACACGGACGACGAAGAAGACGAUGGGGUCGGCGAAGAUUCCAAGGACGAAGACGAUCCGGAAGCCGAGAACUUGGAAAUUGAGUAUGUGGACGAUUUGUAUUGCGUGGCUUGCAACAAAACAUUCAAAAACGCCAAGGCACGAGCUAAUCACGAGGAGAGCAAGAAGCACAGGGAAAAUACCGACCGCUUGUGUCAACAGAUGGAGGAGGAAGAGGAGGCUUUCAACGCAGACAGUUUAAACGAAGUCGAGGAGUCGCUGGAUAAUAUGCAAAUUUCCGACGAUCAGUUAUCCGGCGAAGAAACCCUAAGUGAAGAGGAGUCCCACCAGUCCAAGCGCAGUAAAAAGAACAAAAAGUCCAAGAAAUCAACAGCUAAGCCAGUACAAGAGGAAGUCAGCGAUGGACCAGACGAAAACAUUGAACUCAAGACCACUAAGAGCGAAUCGGAGGACGACAACUGGAGCAAAGGCAAAAAGGCGGCUAAAAAGUCCAAAAAUAGAAAGUCAGCGGCAAGCAAGACAAAGCCCGCAGAGCAAAGGGUUCCGGAAACCACUCCAGUAGAUCCGAAAGAGGAGACGGCGACGGUUCCUAAAAGUGCACAUGAAGAUCUUGACCAGUCAAAGCCUCAACAUACUUGCGUAACUUGCCGUCUCGUCUUUGAUUCAAAGAACAAGCUCUUUUCGCAUCUCAAGAAGACGAACCAUGGCGUCUACAUUCCCAAGGCAAAGCCAGAUGUCGAGGGCAAGCCUUCUGGCAAAGCCAAGGGAAAACGGAACAAAUAGAUCCGAACGAAAUUCAGAAAAAUCUUGUAUCUAUAUUGUAGAAAUGUUAGACGUUUAUUUAUGCUAAUGUUAAAGUUAAUUCGAGAAUGAAGUUAAGUAUGCUCGCUCUA